This is a messenger RNA of Chaetomium strumarium, 1313 nucleotides long. RefSeq lists its product as uncharacterized. Bases 448 to 873 code for a protein of 141 amino acids. The transcript is spliced from 3 exons. The record is from RefSeq and is a predicted model, not a curated record. NCBI's taxonomy places the organism in Eukaryota, Fungi, Ascomycota, Sordariomycetes, Sordariales, Chaetomiaceae.
CUCGGAAUGCCGUCAGCGGCACUCGAAACGUCCAAUGCGCGAUGGCCUUCACCGCACACAAACCUGGCACGCCCUUCAUGCGUGACCCAUCUCCUGACAGACCCGGUCUUCGACGAUCUUCGGCACCAUUCGCCCAAAUAUGCUGAUUGAUAGAUAGUAUGUACACAGUUGAUGUGAUGUGUAAGUUUUUCAUGCCACGACAUGCCAUACCACGGUUGCACGGGGAAACUGCUAUAACUAUCGUGUCUCAUGGGCUUGUUCCCACUCUGGCCUUCAAUCUCAACCGACUUCAAGUUGCCGCAGCCCAAAACUUUUGUCUCGCUUUGUUGCAGCGAAAACUGUCAACUGAGACAUCCCACCCAUUUUCCAUCUUCCAACCUGGCCCCUCCACCAAACAAGUAACCACAACUUCGUAAUCCGUUGCCCACCCUAGCGAAAAGAAUCAUCAUGGCCCGCGGCGAUACUCGUGCCCGUACCGGGCUGUCGACCUUCCUCCUCGCCAGCACCGCCCUGGUCUGGAUCUCGUCCGUCAUCGUCAUGGGCAUCCUGGCCUACCUCGUCUCCAAGGGCUGGCGCGGCGACCACGUCAUCUACGAGCUGGUCAUUUCGGUCCUCACCACGGCUUUCUACCUCGCGGCCUUCUUCCUCGGCGCCUACCCGGGCUACGUGCUGCUGUUCAACCUGAUCUUCUCGUACCUGUGGAUCGUGGUCGUCUCCUUCACCGCCUCCGACUGGAGUUACAGUCACGACAGCCUGCUGCUCACCGCCGAGGCCUUCAGCUUCGUUGCCUUCUUCUUCCUCCUGUUCAACGUCCUUUACGACUGGCACUACGGCUUCUACCGCGGCGGUGCCAGGACUAGGGCUGUUGUCUGAGCAAAGGCAGUUGGGUUGGCAGUGGGCUGCACUGUGACGAACGGGGACAGCGACUGAGGGAGGCUUGAACGAUACUGGAGGAUACUACUUGGGAGGUUGCCCGCGAGAGUGUGUGGGAGGAUGGCGGAGGACGAAUUGACCAUGAUACCACGAAAUGCUGCGGUUUGUUUCAGCAGAACGGAGGGUUUGAUGACAUUUCAAUACCCCUUUUCUACAAACCUAAUGACGAUAAUGACUUGAGCGAGCGGUUGAGCUUGAACCCUAAUUGAUACCAGUUUCUCAGCCGAGCGUGACAUUAUCUGCCCUUUCUCUACCAAUAGCCAGAAAGGCCUCACGUACCUCAAGGGGUGAUCUGUUCAAUUCUACGAGUCGCUCGUCCAUUGCGUGCCGAAGCAAGUCAGCUUCUUGCCGUGGGUGAGUAUAUUUUGGCUCGUAAUACA